AUGAACACAGAUUCAAUAAAUCAUGCAAAUAGUAACCAAGGGGUGGUAAGCCUAAACACCGUGACUCCAUACCAUGGGGCGUAUGGAUAUCAAUAUAAUGAAUUUAACAAUAUGAUUCAGCUUCCAGUGUCAUUAAAUUUUGAUGCAAGGAAUUUUCUUGUUCCAUUGCAGGAUAUUCCAAAGACAGAUGAAGUGAUCAAUGAUGCUGAUCAAAGCAUUGUGAGGCAACAAGCUACUAUGACUGAGGUUGACUAUGGUUCCAUUUCAAAUGGGUGUGCUGCUGUUGAGGAUGAAGUAAAAGAGACUCAGGAGGAGGAAGCAAUCCAAGAUUAUUUGAUCCUUAAGCUUUGA
Molecule: messenger RNA, 351 nt
Organism: Trifolium pratense (red clover)
Lineage: Eukaryota; Viridiplantae; Streptophyta; Magnoliopsida; Fabales; Fabaceae
Exons: 1
Coding region: 1-351 (116 amino acids)
Source: RefSeq, a predicted model, not a curated record